Messenger RNA from Camellia sinensis, 1122 nucleotides. The record is from RefSeq and is a predicted model, not a curated record. NCBI's taxonomy places the organism in Eukaryota, Viridiplantae, Streptophyta, Magnoliopsida, Ericales, Theaceae.
CUGUCCUCGCAUUCUUCGAGAACCACGGUUUCACCAAAACCCAGAUCUCAACUCUCGUCGGGAAGCUCCCUCCGGUGAUCGUAUGUGAUCCGGAGAAAACCCUUUUGCCCAAACUCGAGUUUUUCAAAUCUAAAGGCGUUUCGAGCACUGAUGUUGCCAAAAUACUAUCUUCAUCGCCAACUGUUCUGAAAAGAAGCUUGGAAAACCAUGUCAUCCCAUCUUUCAAUUUCUUAAAAAAAAUUAUGGGAUCUGAAGAGGCGACCAUAUCUGCUAUUAAACGCUUUGGCAGGCUUCUUUUGCUUGAUCUUCGAGUUUGCGUGGCACCCAACAUUGAAUUUCUGCGAGAAGCCGGCGUGCCAAAUGAGAAUAUUAUGGUCUUGUUGAAGUACCAACCUAGAGUAUUCAUGACAAACAGCGCUAGGUUUAGAGAGGUUGUGAAGGAGGUGAAGGAAAUGGGCUUUAAUCCUCUUAGGACGAAAUUUGUGAUAGCAGUUCAUGCUUUUAGGGCAAUGAGAAAAUUGACGUGGGAGAAGAAGGUUGAGGUUUAUAAGAAAUGGGGUUUGUCUGAGGAUGAUAUUCUUGUUGCUUUUGGGAAGUAUCCGUGGUGUAUGAUAGCGUCCGAGCACAAGAUCUUGGGGGUGAUGGAUUUUUUUGUCAAUAGAAUGGGUUUGGAGUCCUCAUUUUUUGUAAGAAGGCCAGUACUUGUUUCGCUGAGCUUAGAGAAGAGAAUUGUUCCAAGGUGUGAAGUUUAUAAAGUAUUGUUGUCAAAAGGUUUGAUUAAAGACCAGGAUAUUAGCUUGAUGAGAAUGCUAGUCUCUCCCGAAAACUGGUUCCUAAAUAGGGUUGUGUACCGUCACAAAGAAGAAGCUCCUAAGCUAUUGAAAUUGUACAAGGAAAAGUUGGCUCUUGCACAAUAAUUAGGAUAUAGGUAGGAUGUCUUCUUUUGAAACCGACUCAACAUACAGUUGGAAUGUUCUUUUGUUUCUCCCAGUUGUACUCUGGUUAUUGAAUUAUCUCAUUUUGAAUACAAUGUGGCAAUCAAUUAAAAUUAGUUAUCUGUAAGCAAGUUUGUUUCUCUGUUUUGAUUCUGAUCAAUGAAAUUUUAAGUUCCACAUUGCCGCA